Messenger RNA from Sphaeramia orbicularis (orbiculate cardinalfish), 1068 nucleotides. It is a transcript of the gene homezb, whose product is annotated as homeobox and leucine zipper encoding b. Gene Ontology annotation, molecular function: DNA binding; DNA-binding transcription factor activity, RNA polymerase II-specific. Gene Ontology annotation, cellular component: nucleus. Gene Ontology annotation, biological process: regulation of transcription by RNA polymerase II. The transcript has 2 exons. NCBI's taxonomy places the organism in Eukaryota, Metazoa, Chordata, Actinopteri, Kurtiformes, Apogonidae. Bases 1 to 1068 code for a protein of 355 amino acids. The record is from RefSeq and is a predicted model, not a curated record.
AUGAGGCAUAAGGUUGAUGAAUUCCACAGCUUCAGACAGAGCUCCUCUGGUUCUUGUCAAGUGGCAUCAUCAGAUUGUACCUUUACUCCCACGGCUUCCAUCCCCAACCAGAAUGGGAGAUUGUGUCUCCCCCUUCUGUCAGAAACCCAGAAGGUUACAUGGGUCUACUCAGACCAGAUUAACCUACAGCUGGAUGGUGUGGUAGAGCUGGAUGCGGCCUUCGACAGGUUUCCAUAUCUGACCCAGAAACAGACGGUUGCACUGGCAAAGCGCUGCUCCCUGCACCCAGAUCAGGUCAAGGUGUGGUUCAUGGUCCAGAGGCUUCGCUAUGGCAUCAGCUGGGACUAUAAAGACAUUCUGGAGAUGCAGAGGAAGCUGACUUUGAGCCGGGAUAAGGAAGAAGCACACGACCGCAAAAAGGUAGCAGACGAAACAAGAAGAGAUGAGAAGAAAGAGGUGAAAGAGUCUGGUGGAAAGAAAGGAGGAAAGAAAAAGAUGAUGAAGGACAAGGUGGAAAAGGAAACAACAAAGCAAGGGAAUGAAAAGGAGUGGCCAGCAUCCAUCCAGACACAGAAAAAUCUUUCCACUGGGGAGAAAAAAGGAUCAAAAGCAAACAAAAGAUCGCAUUCAGACAUGGUUCUAGGAUCUGGUCCUGAUCCAAGCAAGAACCCUUCACCAACGUCGGAAAUCACCCCUGGUCUUAAGACUGUUGUAAGCCCCGUGAACAGCAGCGCACACAGAAACACAGACAUCAAAAGCAGUGCAAAGACACGCUCUCAGCUGGCGGUGAUGAGGUCGGUGUUCUGUAACUCCCAGUAUCCAGACGCUGUGGAGUACGAUCACCUGGCGCUGACGACCGGCCUCCAGCACCAGGUGUUGGUUCAGUGGUUCAACGACACACGCUACCGAAUCAAGAAAGUCAAACCUCACUGGAUGAACGAGGAGCAGCACAGUAUCGCCCUGGCCAACAUCAGGUGUCAGCAAUACCUGAGAGCACUGGAAAAGGCUCGAAUGAGUGAAGCUGACAUCAGACACCAAACCAAGACUGAGGAGGAGAAGCUGUCCUGA